Miscanthus lutarioriparius is the source of this 1362-nucleotide messenger RNA. NCBI's taxonomy places the organism in Eukaryota, Viridiplantae, Streptophyta, Magnoliopsida, Poales, Poaceae. The record is from the annotation of a GenBank genome assembly.
AUGGAGUGGAGAAAAUUAAAUGAACAUAUUAGCUCCGAGUUAGAGAUGAACCCAGAACUUGGUAUAAUAAGAGCUAUCCUUAUGAAAAGCUAUGAUGGUUUACCAUAUCAUCUCAAGUCUUGUUUCUUGUAUAUGUCCAUCUUUCCUGGACACUACAGUAUUAGCCGAAGACGCUUGGUGCAUCGAUGGAAAGCAGAGGGUUACUCAAGUGAGGUACGUGGCAAAUCUAAGGGGGAAAUAGCUGAUGGCUACUUCCUGGAACUUAUUGAGCGAAGCUUGGUCCUACCAUAUAAAGAAUCAAUUGGUAGUAGAAAGGGUAUUUCCUCUUGCAAACUUCAUGAUCUCAUGCGCGAAAUCAGCAUCUCAAAGGCAAUGGAAGAAAAUCUUGUUUUUAGAAUGGAAGAAGGAUGCAGCUUAAACACCCAAGGCACCAUACGUCACCUCGCUAUAAGCAGCAAUUGGGAGGGUGAUCAGAGUGAGUUUGAGAGCAUAGUGGAUUUAUCUCAUAUAAGCCUUAAGCUUGCGAAGGAGACACCAAUAACAGCUGACAUGGAGCGUGAGCCAAUAAAUAGGCGUGAUGUGUGCACAUUCUAUUGCUGCGUGGUGUUCCCCUUUUUAGCAAGGCUUGCAGAUCCACUUGGCGUUGCAGUGCCAAGAGGGCUCAGGAAGUUGAAAGCCUUGCACACACUGGGAGUUGUGAAUAUUGCACGAGGGAAAGCCAUCCUACAGGACAUUAAGAGGCUCACCCGGCUACGCAAGCUAGCAGUUACUGGCAUCAACAAGAAAAAUUGCAAAGAGUUUUGUUCCACCCUUGUCCAUCUCAGCUCUCUGGAAUCACUGUCAGUGCACUCAAAGGAGGAAGGUCUAGGUGACUGCUUGGAUGGAUUGUCCUCGCCUCCGAAGAACAUCCAGAGCCUCAAUUUGUAUGUUCAUCUGGACAAAUUACCAGAGUGGGUCUCGGGUCUCCAGAAUCUUGUGAAGCUGAAGCUGGAAGACACCAGGCUAACGGAGGUGGAUGGCACCAUACGAGUCCUUGGCAAGCUAUCUAACCUGUCCAUCCUUUGUCUGCUGCGCCGCACUUUCGAGGCAGAAGGCCGUCGUUUAUCUUGCCGUAGGGAGGCAUUCCCGAGUUUGACAGCGCUGGAGACAGGGUGGUACACUGGCAUCAGAUCGGUGUUGUUUGAAGAAGGAACAGCGCCUAAGCUUGAGCUGUUGCUUGACAGGGGCUCAAUCUCUUUUUCUGGGCUAUCAUGUCUGCCGAGCCUCAAGGAAGUUAUGAUUCGUAUGGAUCCACAGUUGGCGAAUGACGUGCAGUACCAGCUUAGCAGGAAUCCAAACAAGCCUGUUCUGAAGUUUGUUUGA